CCCCCUGGAGCACAAGCCAUGCUUUAUCCUGUGUCCAGCUCAUUUCUGUCUCAGGCACAGGAAACCCCUAAACUCUCUCAGCCUUGCCCCAGCGCCUGCACACACUCUCUCACACACCUCAGCGUGCUCAAAGAGAUGAGAAUGGCUGUACGAAGAAUGAAUGAGCUCUGGAAAACGAUGGCUCCGGCUUUAAUGUUCAGCUUUCUUUUGCUUCACAGUUGUUGGGGACAGGACCUUACAAUUCCGACCGUUUCGGAAACUAAUACAACAGCAGUUCCAUCAACACAAUCUCCAUCAAAUGGUUCAAUAGCAGAUCCAGGAGCACAACCAACUUCUGGAACUGCUGUUCAAGGAACAACAAGCCAGCCAAGUUCUGAUAACUUUACUAAAAUUGCACCUCAAUUAUUCACUGAUACUCAAGUCAACCUGACUACACCUCUAACAGGACAAUUGGAAAGUUUCAAGGUGGGACAGAAGACAAAUGAAUACAAAGAAGAAGAUCCCACCUCUGGAUCUUCUCCUGCUGUUUUUGUGCCUCUGCUGGUGACCGGGUUGCUGCUUGCUGCCCUAAUAAUUGCCAUAUACUACUACAAGUACCAUUGCCAAACCAACAGCAAAGGCAUGAAACUGGCUGAGGAGUCUUACAUGGCUGGCGAGGAGAGCCAAGGCAACACUCUUGUGUCUGUGGCCCCGCUAAAUCAACCCGAGCCCCAGGAGAAGCCAAGUCUUAACGGAGAGUCACAAGAGGCAGUGAAGGCCCAGACUUCUCCUGCUGCCACCAACGGCCACUCUACUACCAAAACAGCAGACACUGAGCUGUGAACAAGCCGAUCUGCCACAAAGGGUCUGGGUGCUUAAACUCAGCUCAAUCUACUGCAUAUUGACCUUGACCGUAGGAAGGGAGAAAAAGACUGAAAUUCCCACAUUUAUAUGUAAAUAUGACACAGCAUGUUCACAAGGAACAACUUUUGAGGUGCAGUUAAAUAUAUGAUAAUAAUAAUAAUAAAUAUAAAAAUGGGAUAAAAUAACUGGUCAAGUAAACCUCCUUCCUAUCUAAAAUAAUAAAUGUAAACGUGUCAAUGCUAAAGACCUUUGAUGAAAGAUUGUUGUAUGUUAUGAAAGCAGUUGUAAGUGCCAGUUAUGACAGUGGUGAUUUAUAACAAGAACAUAUUGUUAUAAAUUCAAUCAAAAUAUGAUGCAAAAAAAGAUCAUUUUAGUCCCUUUCAGUAUAAUACAGCACUAGUGUGGGGUGGGGAACUUUCCCAUGAGUCAUUGCUGGCGUCCAUAAGAGCAGCCAGGGCUGGAACGGAAUGCCAGGAGGAUCCUUGCUCCUGUCCCAGAAGUCCACAGCUUUCAGCUGAGAGUAAAUCACAUCACACCAUGAAGAAACAUUUUAGAAUCCAAUUGACGUGAGUUGUGUUUUUGUUUGCGACAGGUUGUUUGUGUGUUUCUAGACUGUAUGAAAUGUUUUAUAUGUUCGUCUUUGUGUACAGUAGGAUUUGACUAGUUAAUAGUCUUGUAUAAUUUUGUUAAUAUCACUACAUGACAAAGUAAUUGUUUCUGGAGUUGCUGAGUAUGAAAACUCUGUUCAAGCAUAAAUGCAUCAACUCCAUUUCAUUGCUGCAAACAACACUUAACAUAAAAUCAUACCAAUUAGAUAUGUUGCACAAGUCCACUGUUGCUCAGGGUGACAUUUAAAUGUUAUCUGACAUUUCUGAAGUAAGUUACAGCUUUACCGUACAUUGUAAACAAGUAUUAUACUCUUUUUGUAAUAUUUUUAUUCUUGACAUUUAGAUGUAGUGUUUAUAGACUGAAUGACCUGCCUUAAUUAUUAGACAUUUAUUGGGUGGGUGCAUUUUAUUUUGUAUCUACGUUUGCUACUACACAGUAAAAAAGCCAUAAGGCAAAGACAUUAUGUAACUGGAUGCAGCCAUAAAACCCUGGAUCAUCGCUUUUGGUUAUAAUAAAUUCAUUCCAAUAGAAUGAGAAAAUUCGGGUCAGAUUUUGGUGCUAGGGUUACUGUAUCUCUUGAAAUAAACUAACAGAAAAAUUAUAUGUUUUAAAUGUA
Messenger RNA from Carassius auratus (goldfish), 2068 nucleotides. RefSeq lists its product as uncharacterized. Gene Ontology annotation, cellular component: membrane. Bases 19 to 822 code for a protein of 267 amino acids. Gene Ontology annotation, biological process: cell adhesion. The record is from RefSeq and is a predicted model, not a curated record. The transcript is spliced from 5 exons. NCBI's taxonomy places the organism in Eukaryota, Metazoa, Chordata, Actinopteri, Cypriniformes, Cyprinidae.